CUUUUCCUGGAGCUCCUUUGGCGAAAACUUUGAGUUUGGUGUUGCCGUUCUUGAAUUUUCCUGGGCGAAUCUCAACAGUUCGGAAAGAACAAAGAUGCCAAUAUAACAAUACUGGAAACUGAGAAUAACAAGCAACAUUGAAAAGCAAAGCAAAUUGAAGCAGAAAUUUAAAAAAAUAUUUUCCAUUUCCUUCAGAAAGCCUAUUGUGGGAAAAGUACAGAGUUCAAAUGACAAGAGGAUCCACACGGGAGAUCAGCCAUAUAAAUACUCUGAAUGUGGCAAAAGCUUUGGUCAGAAUAGCUUCCUUGUGAUUCAUAGAAGGAUCCAUAUAGGACAGAUGACCUACAACUGCUCCCAAUGUGGUAAAUGCUUUUGCAAACAUGGCAACUUUGUGAUACACCAGAGAACUCACACAGGAAAGAAACACUUUGAAUGUCCUGAGUGUGGGAAAAGUUUCAGUCAGAAUUCCAGCCUGGUGAAACAUCAGAGGACUCACACAGGAGAGAAACCCUUUGAAUGUCCUGAUUGUGGGAAAGGUUUCAGUGUCAAUUCCAACCUGCUGAUACACCAGAGAACUCACACAGGAAAGAAACCCUUUGAAUGUCCUGAGUGUGGGAAAGGUUUCAGUGUCAAUUCCAGCCUAGUGAAACACCAGAGAACUCACACAGGAGAGAAACCCUUUGAAUGUCCUGAUUGUGGGAAAUGUUUCAGUCAGAAUUCCAGCCUGGUGAUACACCAGAGGAUUCACACAGGAGAGAAACCCUUUGAAUGUCCUGAUUGUGGGAAAUGUUUCAGUCAGAAUUCCAACCUGGUGAUACACCAGAGGACUCACACCAGGGAGAAACCAUAUGAGUGUCCAGAUUGUGGGAAACGUUUCACAACAAAUUCCCACUUGGUGAUACACCAGAGGACUCACACAGGAGAGAAGCCCUUUGAAUGUCCUGAUUGUGGGAAAGGUUUCAGUGUCAAUUCCAACCUGGUGAAACACCAGAGGACUCACACAGGAGAGAAACCCUUUGAAUGUCCUGAUUGUGGGAAAUGUUUCAGUAAGAAUUCCUACCUGGUGAUACACCAGAGGAUUCACACAGGAAAGAAACAGUUUGAAUGUCCUGAGUGUGGGAAAAGUUUCAGUCAGAAUUCCCACCUGGUGAUACACCAGAGGACUCACACAGGAGAGAAGCCCUUUGAAUGUCCUGAAUGUGGGAAAAGCUUCAGUCAGAAUUCCUACCUGGUGAGACACCAGAGGAUUCACACAGGAGAGAAAUCCUUUGAAUGUCCUGAUUGUGGGAAAUGUUUCAGUGAGAAUUUCAGCCUGGUGAAACAUCAGAGGACUCACACAAGAGAGAAACCCUUUGAAUGUCCUGAGUGUGGGAAAAGUUUCAGUCAGAAUUCCAGCCUGGUGAGACACCAGAGGACUCACACAGGAGAGAAACCCUUUGAAUGUCCUGAUUGUGGGAAAUGUUUCAGUAAGAAUUCCUACCUGGUGAUACACCAGAGGAUUCACACAGGAAAGAAACAGUUUGAAUGUCCUGAGUGUGGGAAAAGUUUCAGUCAGAAUUCCCACCUGGUGAUACACCAGAGGACUCACACAGGAGAGAAGCCCUUUGAAUGUCCUGAAUGUGGGAAAAGCUUCAGUCAGAAUUCCUACCUGGUGAGACACCAGAGGAUUCACACAGGAGAGAAAUCCUUUGAAUGUCCUGAUUGUGGGAAAUGUUUCAGUGAGAAUUUCAGCCUGGUGAAACAUCAGAGGACUCACACAAGAGAGAAACCCUUUGAAUGUCCUGAGUGUGGGAAAAGUUUCAGUCAGAAUUCCAGCCUGGUGAGACACCAGAGGACUCACACAGGAGAGAAACCCUUUGAAUGUCCUGAAUGUGGGAAAGGUUUCAGUGUCAAUUCCAGCCUAGUGAAACACCAGAGAACUCACACAGGAGAGAAACCCUUUGAAUGUCCUGAUUGUGGGAAAAGUUUCAGUCAGAAUUCCAGCCUGGUGAUACACCAGAGGAUUCACACAGGAGAGAAACCCUUUGAAUGUCCUGAUUGUGGGAAAUGUUUCAGUCAGAAUUCCUACCUGGUGAUACACCAGAGGAUUCACACAGGAGAGAAACCCUUUGAAUGUCCUAUGUGUGGGAAAAGUUUCAGUCAGAGUUCCCAUCUCAUUGGCCACCAGAGGAGUCACACAGGAGAGAAACCCUUUGAAUGUCCUGAGUGUGGGAAAAGUUUCAGUCAGAGUUCCCAUCUCAUUAGCCACCAGAGGACUCACACAGGAGAGAAACCCUUUUAAUGUCCUGAUUGUGGGAAAAGUUUCAGUGUCAAUUCCUACCUGGUGAUACACCAGAGGACUCACACAGAAGAAAACCAUAUGAGUGUCCGGAUUGUGAGAAAGAUUUCAGUAUUUCGUCUAACCUUUAACCUUUCUUAUCUCCCAUUCGGAGUAUAGAUGAGAAAUUGAUUAUUUAAAUUCUGGCCUUUUUUAGUCACCAGUUCUCAGGAUUUGACCUGUAGGUGGAGAGAGAAAAAUAGAAAAUAUUAGUUUGAUAAAGGCUAACUACCUGUUUCUGAUUAUCAGCAGUACUUUUUGGAUGUUUGCAUUUGCAGAAGUCGUGGAAUUUCCGCAAACCGGCCUUUGGGUGAUGUUUUUUGUAUUUUGAUUAUGGAAUUCCAACAUGUGGAAUUUCAUCCUUCUAUCUUGGUGAACUCCAGAUUUUGAACCUCACAAUUUCCCAGCCAGCAUACAAGUAAUCCUCGAGAUACAACUGUGAUGAGAACUAACUAUUAUGAAUGCAUUUAGCAAUGGCAACAGUGCUUUUGUCGUGGAAAAAUAAAGAGAUGAAUUUCGAAAUCAGAAAAA
Pantherophis guttatus is the source of this 2848-nucleotide messenger RNA. RefSeq lists its product as uncharacterized. The record is from RefSeq and is a predicted model, not a curated record. Lineage: Eukaryota; Metazoa; Chordata; Lepidosauria; Squamata; Colubridae. Gene Ontology annotation, molecular function: DNA-binding transcription factor activity, RNA polymerase II-specific; RNA polymerase II cis-regulatory region sequence-specific DNA binding. Gene Ontology annotation, biological process: regulation of transcription by RNA polymerase II. Gene Ontology annotation, cellular component: nucleus.